AUGUCUGGAACGAAAAUCGAUCGAUUACAUCCACAUUCAGCUUGUCGACGUCUGCAUGGACUGACGCGGAAGCAGUUAAGGUUUUGUCGACGUAAUAUCGACCAAAUGGAUAGCAUACGCGGAGGAGCACAAAUUGCUUAUUCCGAAUGUCAAUAUCAGUUCCAUCAGCGAAGAUGGAAUUGUUCAUUAAUUCAUCCAAGUACGAAGGCAGUUUUUGGUGACAUGGUGUUAAGACGUGGAACUCGUGAAGCAGCUUUUGUACAUGCCAUUUCUUCAGCUGCGAUUGCUUAUCGAAUCACAAAAGAUUGUUCAAAAGGAUUGAUUGACAAAUGUGGUUGUGAUUUGAGUGCUUUAAAACAAACGGACCAGUUUAAUUGGAAUGGUUGUUCGGAUAACGUACGUUAUGGUGUGGCAGUGUCAAGAGCUUUUGCAGAUGCUGCUGAACGGGUCAAAAAUCAAACAAUUGCUAGAAAAGUGAUGAAUUUGCAUAAUAACAAUGCCGGAAGACAAGUCCUUGAACUGAGCACUCGAAAACAAUGCAAGUGCCAUGGAUUAAGCGGUUCUUGUGACAUGAAAACGUGCUGGAAGUCGAUGCCCACUUUCAGGGAAAUCGGAAAAAUAAUCAAAGAUAAAUUUGAUGGCGCUACAGAAGUGGCUGUCAUUGAAGGUGACAGUAAACCAAUCAUUGUUCGUAAAAAUGCUAAUUUCAAAAGGCAUACCAAAGCUGAUCUCGUUUAUCUGGAACAGUCUCCGGAUUAUUGUGAACCUGAUCCAGAACAGGGUAUUCUUGGAACACAUGGGCGACAUUGCAAUGUUUCCUCACACGGUAUAGAUGGCUGUGAAUUGUUAUGCUGUUAUCGAGGAUUUGAUUCAAGGAUACAUAAGGUAAUGGAUCGAUGCAAUUGCAAAUUCCAUUACUGCUGCAGAGUAAUAUGCCAACCGUGCGAAAAAAUUAUCGAAGAGCAUAUAUGCAAAUGA
This is a messenger RNA of Thelazia callipaeda (thelaziosis nematode), 978 nucleotides long. The record is from the annotation of a GenBank genome assembly. Lineage: Eukaryota; Metazoa; Nematoda; Chromadorea; Rhabditida; Thelaziidae.